Molecule: messenger RNA, 2599 nt
Organism: Scomber scombrus (Atlantic mackerel)
Lineage: Eukaryota; Metazoa; Chordata; Actinopteri; Scombriformes; Scombridae
Gene: atg14
Product: autophagy related 14
Biological process (GO): mitophagy; autophagosome assembly; cellular response to starvation
Cellular component (GO): extrinsic component of phagophore assembly site membrane; extrinsic component of omegasome membrane; phosphatidylinositol 3-kinase complex, class III
Source: RefSeq, a predicted model, not a curated record
UGGCGACUCACCGUCUGCUCAGCAAAACAUAAACAUCAGACUGAAGAAGAAGAAGAAGAAGAAGAAGAAGAAGAAGAAUAACAUUAAGAAGAAAAACAUUAAGAUGAAGAUGGAGAUGAAGAUGGAGACUCUCCUCUGAAGGGUUAGAUGUGGUCGGUCUGAAGCAGAGUUUACCCGCCGUCAGACGAACAUGGAGGAAUAACAAGGUUCUCUCUGGCUUUAAUAGUUAGCCUAGCCUAGCCUAGCUUAGCUUAGCUAGCUUAGCUCCAUGGCUUCCCCCGCCGGACUCCCCCCUCUUGGCCCGGACAGAGCCUCCUCCUCCCCCGGCUCUCACUGCGGGGCCAGGCCGCCUCACCGGCCCCCCGCGGCCCCGGUGCUUCCUCCCGGUGUGAUGGCGGAGUCGGUAGAUGACGCGGAGGGUCUGUACGUGGCGGUGGAGCGGUGUCCGCUCUGCAGCACUUCCCGCCGCAGACUCACCUGCGCCCGCUGCGUGCAGGCCGGAGACUUCACUCACCUGGACGUCAGGAACACGGAGAGGAGCACGGAGAGAUUCAUUGAAAAGUUGGAGCGACUGAAGAAGCUGAAAGAGGAAAAGGAGCAGCUGCAGCAGAGAGUGAUCGAGGCCAUGGACAGGAAGCUGCAGGCUGAUGAGAUGAAGUGGAAGAUCAUGUCGUGUAAGAUGAAGAUCGAGCAGCUGAAGGAGGCGGUCGCCUGGGGCAACGAGGAGGUGAAGAGUGAUAAGGAGGUGCUGCUGCGCUCCCAGGAGGAGAGCCAGCGGCUGCAGCGUCGUGCCGGCCGUCACCAGGAGAAACGGGAUAAGAUCGAGCGUCACAACCGUCGUCUUGGCGACCUGCAGGAGCGGCGCGGCCGUGAGCUGGCGGUCCGACUGGAGCAGCUGGCGGCGCUGCGGAGGGAACACAUCCUGGAGCUCACUACACACAUCUUCCUCACACAGGAGGAGAAGCUGGGCACCAGAGACCCCGCGGACGUGGUGGCGGAGUGCGACCCCGCGCUGACCUCCAGCACGGUGAGCGAGCUGGCCGAGGCUCGGCGCACCACCUACCUGUCGGGCCGCUGGAUCUGGGACGAUCAGAACGGAGAGACGAGCAUCAGCAUCACGGGAGCGCCCGUCACGUUGCCUAGCAACGGGGACUGCUCCGCCUACUACACCUGGGUGGAGGAGAAGAGCACCAAUCAGGGGCCAGAGUUGGACCACAUCAACCCGGCUCACACGAUCAGCGCAGCGCUUUGUUACGCAACGCAGCUCGUCACCAUCCUGUCCCACAUCCUGGACGUCAACCUGCCCAAGAAGCUCUGCAACAGUGAGUUCUGCGGAGAGAAUCUGAGCAGAUAUCGAUUCACCAGAGCGCUGAGUAAACUAAACACCAACAUCCUCCAUCUGUGCUUCUCCCAGCAUGUGGACAGUGAGAAGCUUCACCCUCAUCACACUCUGAGGAACAUCAUGUUUCUCGUUUCCCCCGACAACGACAACCUGGGCAGGACGGGUCCGUUCGAGGUGAGCGCUGACCUGGAGGAGUCGAUGGAGUUCGUGGAGCCGGAGGCGGCCGGACCGGCGGAGGAGAGCGGAGACGAGGCGGUAACGGACGAGGAGACGGACCUGGGGACGGACUGGGAGACGGUGCCCAGUCCUCGAUUCUGUGAUAUCCCAUCGCAGUCCAUGGAUCUUUCCCAGAGUGCAUUGCAGGUGUCCCAGCCCUCAGCGAAUACAGGAGGGAUGAUCUCAUCGGCCGCCGCCUCCGUUACUUCCUGGUUCCGAGCGUACACGGGCCAGCGCUGAACCGGGUCAGAGGAGGAGCGAGACUCUGAGCUGGUUUAGACUGGAUGAGGUCAGGGGUCAGAGGUCAGGGGUCAGCCAGGUAGACAGACUUUAACCUGAUUGGAUGAUCUGACCUAACUAUUGUUUUAUGUUUCCAUGGAAACAGCCGUGAGACGUUAACGAUGAAACGUUUUAAAACAUCACCAGCAGAACGUCAGCGAGCUGCCGUUAAGGUUAUUAAUUCAUAUGUUUUAUUAAUUAACAACUUUAGGCCAAUAUAGAUAUUAUAUAAAUGUUAUAGAUAUCAUUAUGAAUGAAUUCACAGCGUUGGAUCAUCAUGAUUUGUAUUUAUUUUAUUAUUAACGAACCUGAAGAUAAUUAAUAAAACAUCGAUGACAGAACGUUGAAGCACAAACAGAAUAAACCCAAAAUAUUCAGUUUCUUUAAAGCUUCGUAUAGUUAUAGUAUAAACAACCUGCUGCUGUCACAUGACUUCAAAUUCAAUAUAAAAGACGUUUAAAUGAUUUUAAAAACUUUUUGUUUAUUAAAGAUUUUAAAUUGAUUCAUUUUUUGAGUUCUUUACCCAAAGUUUACCUGCUGAUCUGAGACCAUGAAUACACUCACCUGUCUGUCUCUCUCUCUCUCUCUCUGUCUCUCUCUCUCUCUCUCUCUCUCUCUCUGUCUCUCUCUCUCUCUCUGUCUCUCUGUCUCUCUGUCUCUCUCUCUCUCUCUCUCUCUCUCUCUCUCUUUCUCUCUCUCUCUCUCUCUCUGUCUCUCUCUCUCUCUCUCUCUCUCUCUCUCUGUCUCUCUCUCUCUCUCUCU